Messenger RNA from Dacryopinax primogenitus, 563 nucleotides. RefSeq lists its product as uncharacterized. The record is from RefSeq and is a predicted model, not a curated record. The transcript is spliced from 2 exons. Gene Ontology annotation, molecular function: structural constituent of ribosome. Bases 21 to 464 code for a protein of 147 amino acids. Gene Ontology annotation, cellular component: mitochondrial large ribosomal subunit. NCBI's taxonomy places the organism in Eukaryota, Fungi, Basidiomycota, Dacrymycetes, Dacrymycetales, Dacrymycetaceae.
UAUACACACCCACCCAUAACAUGACCUCUCUCUGGAUUGGAACCUCGCGCUCAGCGCUCUUCCUACGAAAUGGCUCGCUCGUCUGUACGCGACACGCACGGCGAGGUAUGGCAGUCAAAGUCCCUUCCAAGCCUCCUCCAACAUCCUCUUGUCCUCCCGGUACCGUGUUAACGGGAAUCCAAUACCUUAAAGACGCCCCUCCGGUAAUCGCUAUGCCCGACACCGACUACCCGGCAUGGCUCUGGACCCUCUUAGACGAACCUGCCAAAGCCGGAGCGAAAGGGAAGGGCAAGGGAAGAGUAGCCCCACAUAAGACGGAGGAUGGCGCAGAGGAACUGGACGAGAAGGAGAGAGAGAGACGGAGGAUUCUGAAAGAUGAGGAGGAGCUGACGGCGCAGAGAAAAAAGAUGAGGAAAGAGAGUAGAGAGAGGAUCAGACAGCAGAAUUUUAUGAAGACGACUUAGGUGUUCCCUGGGAUGUGGAAGAGAUGAGGGCGGUGUGUCUCUGGGGAGUGGAUAAUGAGGUUGUCCGUUCCUCGGCGUUGAUUGUAAUAAUGAUCUCUU